Molecule: messenger RNA, 180 nt
Organism: Dictyostelium purpureum
Lineage: Eukaryota; Evosea; Eumycetozoa; Dictyosteliales; Dictyosteliaceae
Exons: 1
Biological process (GO): negative regulation of transcription by RNA polymerase II; chromatin organization
Cellular component (GO): pericentric heterochromatin
Molecular function (GO): chromatin binding
Source: RefSeq, a predicted model, not a curated record
AUAUACACCGAAGAGAAAAUUCUUUCAAUGCGUAUUCGUGGAGGUAUAAAAGAAUAUCAAAUGAAAUGGAAGGGAUAUGAUGUUAAAGAGGAAACCUGGAAAGCCGAAAGUGAUUGUUAUUGUAGAGAUUUGAUAAACGAGUAUGAAAAAAGUCAAGGAUCAAAAAAUAAAAAGAAAUAA